This is a messenger RNA of Gadus morhua (Atlantic cod), 2062 nucleotides long. RefSeq lists its product as uncharacterized. Lineage: Eukaryota; Metazoa; Chordata; Actinopteri; Gadiformes; Gadidae. The transcript is spliced from 8 exons. The record is from RefSeq and is a predicted model, not a curated record. Gene Ontology annotation, biological process: interleukin-15-mediated signaling pathway; T cell activation; positive regulation of ERK1 and ERK2 cascade. Gene Ontology annotation, cellular component: external side of plasma membrane; membrane raft. Bases 26 to 1483 code for a protein of 485 amino acids. Gene Ontology annotation, molecular function: protein tyrosine kinase binding; MHC class II protein binding.
CCUGAACACAGCAGUUGGAUGAGUGAUGAACCACGAAGACUACUACACGAUUGAAAGAAGAAAGAUGUGUUCCUUACCACUUCUAGGACUUUAUACUUUUAUCCGGAUGACUUACGGACUUCAAACUGCCGUCUUCGCUGUGCUGGGGGACAGCGUCGAUCUGCCGUGUCCCAUCCCCUUGGUCGGACCCUGCUCCGAGGUCAACUGGAAAGUGAGCGACUCUUUCCCGGGUUUCUACACGGAGGUGGUCCGGGCGGGCUUGGUCACGGCCGACGAGCCCCCCACUGUGAGGCUGGGGGCCGGCUGCUCUCUGCACAUUGACCGCCUGGAACAGGACAGCGCGAGGACCUAUGUGUGCAGUAACGGGCGGUUCAACGCAUCACUGUCACUCGAGAUCCUCAGCAUUACUUCGGAGAAGAAAGGUGAAAUGAUGGAGAUUCAUUGUUACCUCAACGAUUUCAAAGGACUUGUCCGGUCUUGUCCCCACCAGGGAAUCCUUCUAGAGUGGCUGAGUGAAGCCAACACAGCAUUGAACAAAGAGAGAUUUUCCUUUAAGUCGCCCUCAAAGUGCUUCUCUAAAAUAAUCUUUAAGCCUAGACCGAUGGACCAUCGCAGAACGUGGAGUUGUCAACUCAGAGACAAUGACACUGUGAAAACCUCCCUGGGCUACACGCUAAACAUCACAGAUGGUAUACAGGAAGUAUUUGCACUGGUGGGUGAGUCGGUGUCAUUCUCUUGUGAUACUUCAUCCAUCGCUGGCGGUCUGGUGCAGUGGGUGGGACCCCAGCCCACCCUUGAUGGAGUCAGCCUUCCAGCCGUCACAUCUGAUAAAUCCGACUUCUCUUUGGCUGUAAGCCAGGGGCAGGCUGGGGAUUACCAGUGCUCCCCUAAUGGCGACAAAACUAAAGUCUUAGCCACAGUCCGACUGCACACACUCCACGUUUCUGCCGAGCAGGAGGGCAGUAACCUCACCCUGAGCUGUGUGCUCACCUGCGCCCUGGAGAAGUGUGAUCAGGACGUGACGUUAGAGUGGACCACGGCCAGCCGGUCCUCCCGGCUGAGGGGUCGUAACCACAUGACCCAAAACACCAUCACCUCUCGGCUGUUCACUGAGGCGGUGCAGCUCACCGGCGCCCCCACUGUGUGCUCUGUGCAUAAAGACGAGGUUCUGAUGGCGUCCGAGACGUGGCGCUCUACCAACACAGCAGCAGCGUCGCCGGCGGCGGCCUGGGCGGCCCUGCCUCUCAACCUCCUGCUGUGUGCGGCCGUCGGAGGAGGACUCUACUUCCAUUCCAAGAAGAAAACCGAGAAAGGGAGCGAAGCAGUAGGAACCGAACCGGCUCCGUUUUAUGAAGUUAUCCCGGAUGUAAAUCAAGAAAGAUAUAACGUUCAAUAUAACGCUGGAAAGUCCAACUCUGACGAUGUUUUUUAUGAUCUGCUCCAAGCUGUAGAUGAAUCCAAAGCUAAGGAACUAAUUCUAUAAAAUUUGUUGAUAAAGCGAUUAUAGGGAAAUUCUAUUGGGUCUAUGGAAACUAAACAAUUGUUUGGUAAACUUUGAAUUUACCUUCCAAACAGGAAUCAAUAAGCAAAAAAAAGAUCUCCUGAAAGCUUGUGUGUACACUGAAUGCUGUUUCGUAUAUUGUCUUUGUCAGGGAUCCGCACAAUUCCCAACUGCACCACAAGGUGAUGAUGUGAUGUUAUCAAAAAUUAAAUUAACUGUAAACAUGGCUUGUAAUUUACCGCAAUGACAAAAGCUGUGAAUGAUGUGUCUGUUGAAAGAUGUGUUGAUUAAAAAAGGUGUAGAAAGAAAAACUUGUAUCCAGAUGAAUAUCUAUAUGAAUAUGACAGAUAGGGUUAUAUAUAAUGAAUGUAUCUUACAUUCGUUAUAAACGACUCAUCUUUCAGGUUACUGCUGUCUGCUCCUCCCCUCCUGAGCUUCCCUCAUGCCUCCGUUGUGGAAGGUCCCAAUUCACUUUCACUUCCUGCUGCUCUGGCUGUGUUUUGUGUUGAGCUGUAUUCAAUCAUCUCUGUGUUACUAAAAAGGCUUUUUGGUUUCCCACUA